GCCGGCAUGACGGCGGCACUCCCGGCGGUCUCCUCCGUGUGCGAUCCUCGGCUUGGCCUCGGCUUCUUUGCCUCCGCGCAGGAUGCGGCUGCUGUUCGCUCUCCUGGCCCUGGCCGCGGCCCGGCCCUUGGCCCGCGCAGAGUCACACUGGUGCUACGAGAUUCAAGCCAAGGCCUCCAAUUACACCUGCUUGGCGCCGAACCGAUGGGGUGAAUACUGCCAGAGCAGCCAUCAGUCCCCCAUCGACAUUGUCACCAGCAAGGUGCAGGUGAACCACAGCCUGGGGCCCUUCUCCUUCUCUGGCUAUGACAAGAAGCAUGAGUGGACUGUCCAAAACAAUGGGCACACAGUGAUGGUGUUGCUGGGGGAUGAGGCCACAGUUGCAGGAGGAGGACUAGCCACCCGCUACCGGGCCAAGCAGCUGCACCUGCACUGGUCUGAGGUGCUGGAUGAGGGGUCGGAGCACAGCCUUGAUGGGGACCGCUUUGCCAUGGAGAUACACAUAGUACAUGAGAAAGAGAAUGGGAUAUUGAGGAACAAGAAAGAGGCCCAGGACCCCAAAGAUGAGAUCGCAGUGCUGGCCUUCCUGGUGCAGGCUGGAUCUGAGAAUGAUGGCUUCCAGCCCCUGGUGGAGGCGCUGGCUGAUAUCCCCAAACCUGACAUGAGGACCACAAUAAAGAAGAGCAGCAGCCUUCUGGACCUGCUCCCCAAGGAGGAGAAACUGAGGCACUAUUUCCGCUACCUGGGCUCGCUCACCACGCCGGGCUGCGAUGAGAAGGUCGUCUGGACUGUGUUCAUGGAGCCCAUUCAGCUUGACAAAGACCAGAUCCUGGCAUUCUCCCAGAAGCUGUACUACGACAAGGCCCAGAAACUGAGGAUGACGGACAAUGUCAGGCCCCUGCAGCGCCCGAGCCAUCGCCAGGUGUUCAAGUCCCAGGCCGCGGGACCACUGUUGCCCUUGGCACUGCCUGCCCUGCUGGCCGCCACGCUCUCCCUGAUGGCCGGCUUCCUCCACUGAGGACUCAUUUCUGGACACUUGACCUCUGAUCCUAGCCUUUCAAGGGCUUGGGCCUCUGUUCCUCAUUUCUUGGCAUAGACUUUGGGGAUGAUUAAAAUAUGGUUAUAUUUUUGGAGAAACCUUUCUCAGGCCUGUUUUCAGUUUCUUGCAAGUACUGCUGCCCUGUUCCCCUUGCCAUCCUUGU
Messenger RNA from Loxodonta africana (African savanna elephant), 1202 nucleotides. It is a transcript of the gene CA4, whose product is annotated as carbonic anhydrase 4. The record is from RefSeq and is a predicted model, not a curated record. NCBI's taxonomy places the organism in Eukaryota, Metazoa, Chordata, Mammalia, Proboscidea, Elephantidae. Gene Ontology annotation, cellular component: plasma membrane. The transcript has 8 exons. Gene Ontology annotation, biological process: one-carbon metabolic process. The coding region runs from base 83 to 1018 and encodes 311 amino acids. Gene Ontology annotation, molecular function: carbonate dehydratase activity; zinc ion binding.